Molecule: messenger RNA, 2345 nt
Organism: Xiphias gladius (swordfish)
Lineage: Eukaryota; Metazoa; Chordata; Actinopteri; Istiophoriformes; Xiphiidae
Gene: fam167ab
Product: family with sequence similarity 167 member Ab
Exons: 3
Coding region: 162-764 (200 amino acids)
Source: RefSeq, a predicted model, not a curated record
CGGCCGCUGGAAGCCUCUGAGAAGGUAAACGAGCCACACGCGGUCCGCGUUGCCGUGUUUCAGAACGGUGCCGGUAGUUGUCUCACCUUGCGGCAGGGCUUCAGAAGAGCUAGAGGAGCCUGAAGACAAUCACGUGGAAGUAGCAUCACCCGCUUUUGAUCAUGGUGGACAGGGUUGGUGUCUCGGAGGAAGCAGAAUUUGGGGAUGAUGUGGAUUUGCCUGCGGAUGACCAUCUCACGACGUUGAAGGCCUUGACAGAGAAAUUAAGACUGGAGACGAGGAGACCCUCUUACCUGGAGUGGAAAGCCCAGCUGGAGGCGGAUAGCUUCAGAGAGUCAGGAACUGGGAAAGACCCGAUUCAAGUGGAGCCUGAAGGGAAAGUAGUGGCAGCCAAAGAGGCUGUAGUGAACUCUGAUGUGAUUCAGUGCAAGUUGCCAUCAGGUGUGCUGAAGGGAUUUGGGAAUAUCGACGAGGCUCUCAGUUGGCUCAGGAGAGAACUGACCGACAUGCGCUUGCAGGACCAGCAGCUGGCAAGGCAGCUCAUGCGGCUCCGGAACGACAUCAACAAGCUGAAGAUCGAGCAGACAUGCCACCUGCAUCGCCGGAUGCUCAACGAUGCCACCUUUGGCCUCGAGGAGCGGGACGAGCUGUCAGACCUGUUGUGUGAAUGCCCGGUGACCCCGGGCCUCGGCCUCUCGGCCCCGCUGAGACUCAUCGGCGUCACAAAGAUGAACAUUAAUUCUCGCCGGUUCUCGCUCUGCUAGUGGGUCCUGAGUCCUGAAUACAAAACAGCUUGUCUAAUCUUUGCUCCAGUGCAACACGCCAGCCAUGGCCAUAUAUUAGAUAGUGGUGAAAUCCUUUGUGCUUUUAGGGCUUGACCACAUUGUUGUGAGGAUGAACCCAGUUUUAUAGUCUCUAUAAUCAAAAACAGAGAUUUAGGUAAUGAAUAUUAUUUUGGAAGAAGAGUUUGACUUUAGUAAGUACAUGGCAGCUAUAUACCACAACCUCUCUGUCUUAAAACCGCAGCAGAUUUUAAACCUUCAGGCCAUCAUGACUUGAAACACAAUUCUAGCAGUUUUAAAACUAAAAUAAAGCAAUCUCAAGCUUAUUCCUGUCCUUUUUAUAAGCCUUAUAAGUUAUAUUGUUACUCAGUACGUUAUAUAUUUCCAUGUACUUUGGUUGUUUGCUUUGGGCUUUAUCCACAUGCCAAUAUUUAUCAAGCACAAAUUAAAUAUUUAACCAUAUUUCUACUGCAUACAGGCCUCUGUAUGAUUUUUUUUUUUUGUCCUGGAUCUUAAUAUAAAUGUUUUGUGCUUUUAAAAAGAUGCCUUAAUGUUGAUACAAAUUGAACACGAUAUACCUAAUGCAUAUUUGAUUUAGCAAGUAGUAUAAAUCUUAGGGAGCAUCAUUUUUUUGUAGAAUAUAAUGGAAAUGAUUUAAUCUUUAUAAUGGUCGUCAAAUUGCACUAGCUACUGAACUCAUGACUGUUUCUAGUCCAUUGCUGACGUUUGCUUCUUAUAAGUAACGAUCGCUUGCAAAGUCUUGAGCCCUUGGUUGGAGCUAUGCCUUUUUCUCUAAUAGUUGAGCUCCAGCCAGGAAGUGACCAUUUGAGAUGGCAAUGUCUGUUUGAAACAAAAACAUGUCAUAUUUUCAUGGAUAAACAUUGAAUUAUAACUUAUGUAGAUCUCCAUGUGUGUACCAAAAGACAUGAUUAUAUGGCUCUUGUUAUAACCCCUCUUGUUAUGUUGGCAGUUACUGUAUGAUUGGAUAUAACAUUGGAUAUAUACUCACUACUAUAACAACAAAUUGGGUUCAGGGGGCUUGCAUCAGAAACGUGAGCAUAUUAAAAUUCGAGUCAACCAUAGUCCCAAUACACAAACCAUUCACUAGGAAAAUUAGUUUCUGGAUUUGAUACCCCUCCUUGUGGCCCAGAUAUGCCAUAAUACAAUCUAAACAAAGCCCAUAUUUACGCAGCUUUAAAGCUCACACACACCUCAACAUCUAAUUUGUUUGCAACAGUGGAACAGAUAGAACAGAUUACCUCUUAUAUCAACCUAUGAAAUGAUGACAGUAACACUGAUUUGUGAUACUGCUGUUACUAGUGUUCCAACAUUAUAUGAUCAGCUUUCUGUACCAACGCAAUACUUGGCCUUAGUCUCAGUUUGCACUGUCCCAUGAGGAGUGAGGCAUGAUGCCACCUGUUAAGAAAAUAACUGCUAUGUCGACUGGAUCUUGUGUUAACAAGCCUAUAAUCCAAUGGAACAUACCCUAAAACUGGUUUGGUAAAAUAUGAUACCCUGAAAUGGGUCAUUGUAAGUGGUAGUUUGUCUGUACAAAUAUACUGG